Symbiodinium sp. CCMP2456 is the source of this 1377-nucleotide messenger RNA. The record is from the annotation of a GenBank genome assembly. NCBI's taxonomy places the organism in Eukaryota, Dinophyceae, Suessiales, Symbiodiniaceae.
GUUCGCGACAAGGCCGACUUCGCGAGUCUCUCGGAGGCCGCCUUUACCCAGGUGGUGGAUGAGACCUCCACCGCUUCGUCGCAGGCCGCGAAGCCAAAGCCGAAGACAACGAAGAAGGUUCGGGUAAAGCCUUUACGAAGAGCCGAUGUGGCAGCAGAUCCCGUCAAGGCGGAGCAGCCAACAGGAGAUCUGGCCCCGCUGGCCCUCGAGGGGCUCCAGAGCCAGGGCGAGAAGGCCACAGAGGAGGACAGCUUGGUGAAAGCUGCAGGAAGGGGCGACCUGAACAAGGUGAAGGCGUUCUUGGCAGGGGGCUACGAUCCCAAUGAGUUGGAGAGUGGCAGAGAGACUUCCAGUUUCGCACCAGAUCCUUCAGCGUUUCGCCGGCUCGCCGAAGCGCAGGGGCUGUGCACAGAUGGCAAAAGCCCGGGAACCACGGCCCUCAUUGCAGCGGCCGUCUCGGGGCACAGCCAUGUCGCUUGGGAGCUGCUGCAGUUCGGAGCCGAUGUAGAUGCCACAGAUUCCGAUGGUCUGACAGCGCACUGGGCCGCUUCUUGCUCGACGGCUUGCGACAUCCACAUGUGGUUCCUCCUGCAUCACGCAGAGGAUGAGAAGCGAAAGAAGCCUGUGCAGAGUUCGGACACUCAAGAAGGGAACAUCCGGGCCGAUGAGAAGCGGACCUUGCGCAUGCUCGUUACACUGCUGCGUGGAGAAGGGCAGAUGUUCACGGAAAUGGUUAAUGGCUUGCUGAAAGAGGUUGAACCGGGACAAUUCCGUUCUGAGAGAUUGAAGGAACGCGUGCGCACAGUCCUUUGCGAUUAUGCAUGGAACAGACGGGAGGUGCAGAGUUACCUCAACGCUGAUCGGCGGAAGUCCAGGUCUGUGUUUACAGAGUAUCGUCCUAGCCGGCCCGAGGAGGUGGAUGCUUUCAACCUGAGCUGGCAUAACAUGCUCUACGCCCCGGAAGUACAAGUGUCCUUGCGAAGCCUACCCAUUGCGGCACCUCUGGCAUGCAAGCCGUCGGUGCUUGCGGCACUGGCAGAGACCGCGAACGAGGAGACCCUACAAACAGACACUGUGGAAGCCAUCACCGCAGCGGCGUGGCUUCAGAUGCGAGUGGCCACUGCCGUCGACAACUUCCUGAACUGCGUGGCUGUGGGAUGUCUGUGUUUGGUAACUAUGGCGUGCCGCUACGGAGGUAUGGAUGCCCAGCCUGCACUGUGGGUCCUGGCAAUCAUACAGUUCAAAGAGGUUGCGGAAUUGCUCUCGCAGCUUGGCUUCUACUGCUGGAGCCGUCUGUGCCGCGGACGCAAGAACGCCCAAAGCACCGGGCAUGUGGAUAAAGUCAAGGGAGCGGACAUGACGCUGCUGGGUGACGCA